This is a messenger RNA of Didymodactylos carnosus, 1683 nucleotides long. NCBI's taxonomy places the organism in Eukaryota, Metazoa, Rotifera, Eurotatoria, Philodinida, Philodinidae. The record is from the annotation of a GenBank genome assembly.
AUGUUAAAAUUUCGUCACGGAAUUUCACUCCGGCAACAACGUCAUCUGGCGGUGCCGUCUUGUCGUUUAGGUGUUAUGCGUCGAUUUUUGAUUUGGCCGUCUGAAAUGGUAUGGCCCGGUAAUUUGCCUUAUAUUGCAAUUCUGCGAACACUUCAUGAAUCUGAGCAGCCAUUGAGUCAUCGAUGGUGUCAUUUAACACGUUUAAAUUUUUUCAUUUUAUUUUCUACUUGUCAAAUGAUCUAUUAUUGGUUACCUGGAUACAUUAUGCCUGUGUUAACAGCCUUUUCAUGGUUAUGUAUGAUUAAAUCCGAUAAUAUUUUACUUUCACAAUUAACUGGUUACAAUGGUUUUGGCAUUGGUUCAUUACAAUUUGAUUGGUAUACACUAACAUCACAAUUAUCAUCACCAAUUGUCGUUCCUCGAUGGGCACAAAUAAAUAUUCUUGUUGGUUUUAUACUCAUUGUAUGGUUAUUUAUACCAAUUAUUUACUAUUCAAAUCUAUGGAAUUUAAAACUAUUGCCAAUAUCAAAUAACUAUUUUUACACUCCAAAUGGAGAUUAUUAUCAGAUUGAUGUAAAUGGGACUACUACAAAUGAACAGAUUCGAGGCACUGUAAUCUAUGUAGUUGGCUAUCAUCUAUUAUUUGCAUCAUUUAUAGCACUUUUUAUUCAUACAUUUAUUUAUCAUGGUAAAGAUAUUAUUAAACAAUUUCAUACAUCGUUAAAAAAUCGUCAAAAUGAUGUUCAUUGUCAACUGAUGUCAUAUUAUCGUGAAGCACCCGAAUGGUACUAUUUAAUCGUCUUCAUCUGUUCAUUUAUAACAGCCGCCAUUGUUUGUCAUUAUGGUGAUCUUAUGCCAUGGUAUUACUUAUUUAUAGCUAUGUCCAUUGCUUUUGUAUGUCUACUACCAGUCGGUAUUGUACUAGCAAUAAGUAAUUUGACCAUAAACAACGUUAAUAUUGUUACUCUAAUAGGUGGCUUGUUAAUGCCGAGUAAUCCAAUUGGUAAUCUAACAUUUACUGCAUUUGCAUCUGGAACAUUUUCUCAAGCAUUAAUAUUAUUAUUUAAUUUUAAAUUUGGACAUUAUAUGAAAAUUUCACCGUUCACUAUAUUUAUCAUUCAAUUAGUAGUAACAAUUGUAUCAACAAUUAUCCAAUAUGCAAUGACAAAUCAUUUAUUAAACACAAUCGUUGAUAUAUGUGUUAAUAAUGCAGAUUGGAUGUGUAAAAAUUUAGACACAACGCCUAUUUUAUUUGCAUUAAUAGAUCCACGAAAAAUGUUUGGUAAAGAUACGAUAUAUGCGUAUAUGCUUUGGUUUCUGGCAAUCGGAGCUAUAUUACCUAUUUUCUUUUGGCUAUUAAAUAAACUUUAUCCGAACAGUAAAUGGUUAAAUUAUGUUCAUAUACCAAUCAUGUUUUCUCAACUAUUUUUAAUUAUUUAUAUACCAAUCGGUUUAUUUCCAUCAUGGUUUAUAGUCGGUUUUCUAUUUCAUACUAUUAUUCGUCGAUGGUGGUUCAAUCGUUAUGCUUUGUUAUUUUCAAUUGCAAUGGAUACUGGAGUUCAAAUUAGUCUGUUUUUUCUAUUUUUCAUUUUGAUAAAUCGAAACGUACAAUUUCCACAAUGGUGGGGAAAUAACAAUGAUUUUUGCCCGUUUUCAUAUGCAAAUUUUUAUGGAAAAUUUUAA